GGGCGCCGUAAACAAAUAAAACUCGGCUGCCACAAUUUCAAACCAAUAAUUUACUAUUAUUAACGUAUCUAGCAAAAACCAAGUUUUAUUGUGAAAGUGUGAGAUAAGAUGUGUAAAAUAAAUUAGAAAGCGUUAUCUUAUCAGAAUCUCGCAGUACUACAAACGGAGGAAAAUUUACAAACUUUACAAAUUAUAUCUCAAUGAACCAAACGCAAAUAAAAAAAGAUGAUAAGAAAAAGGAUGGCACUAUACAAAAACCGGUACAAAAGAAGAGUCCAGAUAGAAAUAUGUCUGAAAUAGACGAGCAUAUACUAAAGAGGUUUGAAAUAAAAAAAGAGACUUGGCAAAGGCGCUUAUGGUAUAGUAUGGAAGGCAAUAGACAAAAAAGUAAGGAUGUGGUUGCAAUCAAGAAGAUUUUCGAUGCUUUUCGUAACCAGACGGAUGCUCAAAGGACUUUUAGAGAAAUUAUAUUUUUACAGUCAUUCAGGAAUCAUCCCAAUAUUGUGAAGCUACAUAGUAUACACAGGGAUCGAGAAGAAAUAGCACAGGGGUCACGGCAACCUGGAUUGGGCUCACCAGACAGUUGCCGAGCCAGGUCCCGCCGCUUCUCCAUCGGCCCUGAACAAGAACGGAGUCUUCCUAAACUGCGAAGCUCUAGGGCAGGCUUCGCCACACGGUCGACCUUCCAACCUGUGUUCAGUUGUAACUCGCCCUCGUCCACUACUUCCACUACUUCCACCACGUCGCUCGCGCAGCUUCGCGAGAAAUUAACCAAAUUUACUCCACUAAAUUUCACCAAAGUACCCGCAAGAAUCGCCGCCACCCCCGAGCUACCUAUACUCAUAGAAGAAGAAUACGACAAAUUAAGCAGCAGCGAACCAAAACGCCGCUGCGGGGUGUUGCGUAAUAUAAAGCAUUAUCAUAGCGACAGCGAAGUUCAAAUUGUAAAAAAAACCAGAGAUCUUCAGCCUAUUGUCGAAGAACGUUCAGCUAACUUACUGCCAGCUUUAGAUGCUACUGCCAGUACUGACCAAUCAGCAAUCGUCGAGGCAUUCGAACAACUACACAAUAAGGACCCCUCAGUCAAUCUGUUUGAUUGGUUGGAAGAAGAGGCGCUAAACCACGAGCAAGACAAGGAUAGUGGUUUAAUAUCGGAUUGGAGAAAAAGAUGCCGAAAUAAAAGUGACAAAACAAAUGUCUCUAAUGAUAUUGAUACACAUGUUGAUCUACUGGUAGAACAGCAGCAAAAAUUGAUAUUUCGAGAGCUGUACAGAAUAUUGAUAAGACAAAUAAUACGUCUAAAAUACUGAAAAUGAAUAACAACACAUUAAAAUCACCCAAAGACAUAGCAAACGAACUCGAUACUCCAGAAAAGAGCACUUAUCGGCAAAAAAAGGCUAGAGUCCGUAACUAAACGUAGGAGAUCGGUGAAGCCCGUACAUUAUACUUCGUACUAUUCAUCAGAAGAUGAGUGCCAGAGGGUCGUAAAAAAAGCGGGUAAACAAACGAAACCCAGAAGCCGUUAAGCUAAAAUAACACAGAGGACUGACUUGAUUGACGAAAGAAUGAGAAAUGAUCAACCUGAAGUGUUAGAAACUUCAUUCGUCCAUGAAAAGGGCAAUAUGAAUGUAUGUAU
Molecule: messenger RNA, 1636 nt
Organism: Cydia strobilella
Lineage: Eukaryota; Metazoa; Arthropoda; Insecta; Lepidoptera; Tortricidae
Exons: 6
Coding region: 201-1310 (369 amino acids)
Source: RefSeq, a predicted model, not a curated record